AUGAAACCAAGAUCGAAAUCAAAGACUUGGGCAAACGACGACUUGACAGCCUCGGAAAACCAGGAAAGUAAGAAUGGAAAGAAUAUUAAGGAAAUUAUUAAAGCACAGGAAGGUUCGGAUGAUGAGCUUUAUCAGGAUAUGCCAACAAAAUCAAAUGAUGCUGGGAAAGUUUUAAGCUCGGAUGAUGAGGAUAGCUCUGAUAAGUCAGAUGAAGGCGAUGAGAAAUUAAAAAAUGCCAAGAGUUCCGUAUCCGACACCGAUUGGCUCAAAUCAAGAAUGAGAAGAAAGUUGGAUUGGGUUGCGGACGAUGAAGAAGAUGAGGAGAAUUCUUUGUCCGAAGGUGAAUCCAGUAAUGUUGGAAACAUUAGAAAAAAGAGAAAGGUCGAGUUCGCAGAUGAUGUCGAAAUUAAUGACUCCAAUAACCAACAAAGUCUCAAGGACAAAGAUUCAAUGAUGCAAGACGAGAAUCCUCAUAAUGAGCGUGGCAAUACUGUUGAUGAGUUGCCACCGGAAGAAUCUAUUGGUGAAACUGGUCGCUUGUUUGUUCGUAAUUUACCUUACAUAUGUACAGAAGAGGAUUUGCGGAAAGAAUUUAACAAGUUUGGACCACUCGCUGAAGUUCACAUGCCACUCGACAAGGAAACCAAGAAGCAGAAGGGGUUCGCUUACGUUCUAUACCACAUUCCCGAACACGCUGUGAAGGCAUAUAUUGAACUCGACAAUAAAUUUUUCAUGGGACGAUUGCUACAUAUCUUACCUUCGAAAGAAAAGCCCCAGCCACAAAAUCAAGAUCAAAGCAAGUGGAGCUUAAAGAAGAAAAAGGAAAUGAAGUUAAAGAGUCAGGCGACGAAUGACUUUAACUGGAAUACGCUUUACAUGAAUAGCGACACCAUUGCCGAAUCGAUCGCGCAUCGGUUCAACAUUAAAAAAUCGGAUAUCCUUGACCCAGAGUCCGACAAUUUGGCCGCCCGCCUUGCUCUCGCGGAGACACAUAUCAUUCAAGAGACAAAGGCUUACCUGGAACUU
Molecule: messenger RNA, 1026 nt
Organism: Acaulospora morrowiae
Lineage: Eukaryota; Fungi; Glomeromycota; Glomeromycetes; Diversisporales; Acaulosporaceae
Source: the annotation of a GenBank genome assembly